AUGAGAAAAGAUGUCAGCGCAACAAUGGUGGAUGCUCAACAAAAGGUAUACCCGUUUGUUCCUGAAUUCUCAAGCGGCUUCGUAACCACGAGCAGGUCUCCUUGUCCACAACCAAAUAAGAAAAACAGGAGCACGAAGACAACUCCCGCUUCGCCUCGUACAUUGUCCACCAAAGUUUCCGUUCAAAAGAAACGUCGAUCCAUAAAAAAAGACCAGAAAUGUGACCCGCCGCCAAUUCGAAGAAGCAGCCUCUCCUGGCUGGCAUCACCUGCUGUCUCUCCGCACACUCCUCGAUCUGUCACGAAGAGUUCCGGAAGCCGGGCAUUGUCGAAACGGUCUCUGAAGCAUUUGCCAUCGGCUCCAUUGAAUGUCCAAGAUGAAAUCCAAAAACUCCAAUCCUCAAACCGAAGAGGCAGCCUCUCCUGGCUGGCAUCACCUGCUGUCUCUCCACACACUCCUCGAUCUGUCACGAAGAGAUCCGGAAGCCGGGCAUUGUCUAAACGGUCUCUGAAGCAUUUGCCAUCAGCUCCAUUGAAUGUCCAAGAUGAAAUCCAGAAACUCCAAUCCUCAAAUCAUGACCAUCCAUUGAAGACCUUGACUCGGGAUUCUCAAGGUGGUUCCACCAGAACUCUUUUCAUGACUGGAAGCGCGGAUUCUUUUGGUCCUUCUUUGGACUGCUCUGAUCGAGCCAUGUCGCAUCAGUUUCCCAUGUUUACUGAUACGCAAAAGGUUGUCUUCCGGAAGCAACCCAAACAGCGAGACAUUGCGAUCGAAACCAACACCGGCGUCACAAUUGGUUCGAUUGUAUUCGUAAACGAAGGAACUCUUCGACUAUUGAAGGAUGCCAGUGGAAAAACUUGUGGCAUGAUUCGAAAGACCCGUGACAAAUCUGUCGGUGGUGGCAAUCUAUUCCAAGUCUACAGCAACAAGCCGGUGAUGCCCGGACAAAAACAGAGCAAGAACAAAAUAAUGACUGGCUGCUACUUGUGGGCUGAAAUCAAGAAUACUGGCUCCAUGGGUGGCAAGUUUGUAAUGAAAAGAUACUCGGGCGAAACCUCCUCUUGCUCCGGUGGGGAGCACAGAGCCCAACCGUUUGGGUCGCUCUUCUCCAAGGACAAAACCAAAGGCUACACUUUUUUGGAUGGCGACGGAAAGGAAUGCACCAAAAUGAUUUCUUUGAAGAAUAGAGACAAAGGUAUUGCGAUAGCACCCCGUCGGGAUACUGGCCUGAUGUUGGCUUUUUGUGCAGUGGUUGAUGAGAUGGUCGAACGUCGUCUGAGAUAA
Molecule: messenger RNA, 1284 nt
Organism: Cylindrotheca closterium
Lineage: Eukaryota; Bacillariophyta; Bacillariophyceae; Bacillariales; Bacillariaceae
Source: the annotation of a GenBank genome assembly